Messenger RNA from Drosophila nasuta, 1208 nucleotides. RefSeq names its product tropomyosin 2 (gene Tm2). Bases 159 to 1013 code for a protein of 284 amino acids. The record is from RefSeq and is a predicted model, not a curated record. The transcript is spliced from 4 exons. NCBI's taxonomy places the organism in Eukaryota, Metazoa, Arthropoda, Insecta, Diptera, Drosophilidae.
GUGCGCCUUGCGUUAUUUCUUGGGGUCGCUUUCUCGGGACAGCGACUUGGUCAGCAUCAGUGUUCUCGGGGUUUCGACAGCGUAUAGUGUGUUUGAAACGCUAAGUGCCUUUUUCCAGUUUUCUUCCCUCCUAAGCGAACAACAAAAACACAAACACCAUGGACGCCAUCAAGAAGAAGAUGCAAGCGAUGAAGCUUGAGAAGGAUAAUGCCAUCGACAAGGCAGAUACCUGCGAGAAUCAAGCUAAGGAUGCCAACUCCCGCGCCGACAAACUCAAUGAGGAGGUGCGCGAUUUGGAGAAGAAAUUCGUUCAGGUUGAGGUCGAUUUGGUCACCGCCAAGGAGCAGCUGGAGAAGGCCAACACCGAAUUGGAAGAGAAGGAGAAACUGUUGACCUCCACGGAGUCCGAGGUUGCCACCUUGAACCGUAAGGUCCAACAGAUUGAGGAGGAUUUGGAGAAAUCUGAGGAGCGCUCAACCACCGCACAACAGAAGCUGUUGGAGGCCACACAAUCGGCCGAUGAGAACAACCGUAUGUGCAAAGUAUUGGAGAACCGUUCCCAGCAGGAUGAGGAGCGUAUGGAUCAGUUGACCAACCAAUUGAAGGAAGCCCGUAUGUUGGCUGAGGAUGCUGAUACCAAGUCCGAUGAAGUGUCCCGCAAGCUGGCCUUCGUUGAAGACGAGCUCGAAGUUGCUGAGGAUCGUGUCCGCUCCGGUGAAUCCAAGAUCAUGGAGCUGGAGGAAGAAUUGAAGGUUGUCGGUAACUCCCUGAAAUCUCUGGAAGUGUCCGAGGAGAAGGCCAACCAGCGCGUUGAGGAAUUCAAGCGCGAGAUGAAGACCUUGUCCGUCAAAUUGAAGGAAGCCGAACAGCGCGCCGAACACGCCGAGAAGCAAGUGAAGCGCCUGCAGAAGGAAGUCGACAGGCUAGAAGACGAGCUGGGCAUCAACAAGGACAGAUACAAGUCUCUUGCCGACGAGAUGGACUCCACAUUCGCCGAAUUGGCUGGCUAUUAAGCGUGGCACUGAGCGGAGCCUCUGGAACGAUGGACGAAGAGAAGAUCAGAAGAAGAAGAACUCAAUUAAAUGUAAACGAAUAUCAUCUCAAGAUCAUUUUGCAAAUCUAAAAAACAAUACCAAGAACAACAUCCAUUGUGUAUAUCUUUAAACAAAAAUCUAUUUCUAAAUAAAUAAAUAACACCAACAACUAGA